GCGGAGGGACCGCUGGGGCCGCCCGUUGUCGUCUCCUCCUCCCCUCCUCUUCUCCUCUCCUCCUCCUCCUGCUGCUGCCCCUGCCCCUCCUCCUGCUGCCCCUGCCCUCCUGCUCCGCUCGGCCGGGCAAGGUUCGGCCGCUGGGCGCCGGGGGCAGCCCGGGGGCGGUGCCGGCCCCCCUGCAGCCGUGGGCCCCGCCGGGCUCGCAGCCCCGCUCAGGCCGUGAGGGCGGCGCGGCCUCCCCGCAAAUAACACCAGCUAACACCGACUAACAGCUCCCUUUCCCCUCUCCCGUGUGCAAGAAGGUGAUGAUGGCCUUGGGGACGCUCCUGAGGAAGCCGCCGCUGCCGCCGGGCAGUUGUAGAUCCUUCUGGGGAUGGCUGAAUGCCGUGUUCAACAAGGUGGACCACGAGCGCAUCCGCGCGGUGGGCCCGGACCGGGCGGCCUCGGAGUGGCUGCUGCGCUGCGGGGCCCGGGUGCGCUACCAGGGCUCGCCCAAGUGGCAGCAGGACUACAACGCGCUGCCCACCGGGCCCCUGGGCAAGUACAGGAUCGAGGCCAUCAGCGCCACCGACUCCUGCAUCAUGUACCGAGGAUUUGACUACCUGGAUGGCCUGGAGCACGUCAGGGACAUCAAGCUGGAGAAGUGCAUGUACAUCCAGGACCAGUGUCUGCAGCGGCUCAGCGAGACCAGCAGCCUGCAGAGGAGCCUGCAGCAGCUGCAGAUCAUCUCCUGCGGCAACGUCACCGACACGGGCGUGCUGGCACUGCACCGGCUGGCGAACCUGAAAUAUUUGUAUCUGAGUGACCUUCCUGGGAUCAGAGAGAAAGAAAAAACCUUCCGUGUCCUUCAGCAGGCACUGCCCAAGCUGGAGCUGGAGCUGGAUUUGGAAUAAACACAGCAGCACCUAACUGA
This is a messenger RNA of Zonotrichia leucophrys gambelii, 916 nucleotides long. RefSeq names its product distal membrane arm assembly component 2 like (gene DMAC2L). The transcript has 4 exons. The coding region runs from base 309 to 896 and encodes 195 amino acids. The record is from RefSeq and is a predicted model, not a curated record. NCBI's taxonomy places the organism in Eukaryota, Metazoa, Chordata, Aves, Passeriformes, Passerellidae.